GGCUGCCCGCCUACAUUGUUUUUGUCCAGCUACUACACGUGCCGAGCGUACUUGAUCCGUAAACUUAAUUGUAACGUAGGAGCGAUGGGCGGUACCCGCUUCUUCUUGGCGGAUCUGCCAAGCCGGACCACCGAGGCAGACCUCAAGGGGCUGUUCCAGGACUACGGCCAUGUGGAGCACGUAGACCUGAAGCGUAAGGAGCAGGAUGGAGCCACCAAGGUGAUAGCCUUCGUCACCCUGCAGACGGACGACCCCGACUACUGCGUCAACGAGCUCAACUGGCAAAAGCUGCACGGGGCCAAAUUGCGUGUUUCGCUGGCCAAGGAGUCCUUCUUGGAUCGGCUGAAGCGGGAGCGCGAGGAGAAUCAGCGGCGAGAGCAGGGCGAACCAGAGGCUUGGGAGCAGCCAGUGCAAAGCUCCCAGCUGCUGUCUCAGAGCAAUCAGAACAAGCGGCGGGUUUUCGGUGAGGAUGAGGAGAUUGGUGACGACGAAAUUGCACCAGAACUGCUCAUUACCAAGAAGCGUGCCUCACACUCCAUGCACAAUGGCAGGAUUGUUAUCCAGCAGGAGCACGACGCAAAGCCGCUGCACAUCAUCGAGCAGCACCGGAAACCUGCAAAACAGCAGCCAGACACCAAGGUUAGCAAGGCGGACCAGAAGCGUAUGGAAUCGCUGAACAAGAUGCGACAGGAGCAUCUGCAGAAGAAGUCUGCCAUCCAGCUUGCACUAUCAGUCGGUGGCCAGGCAAAACGGAUCAAGUUUAGCGACGACGAGGCGGAGCCUGCGCCUGCCAAGAAGACGAAAAGGGAUCUAUUCGCCGACGACGAGGAAGGUGAGGAAAACGAGCAGGUAAUACUGCCGCAGCACAAGGGUAAGAAGGGAGAGCGUUUGGUGGAGAUGCAGAGCAAGCAGAGUCUGGAUCCUCGAUUCCGCAUUACAUCUACCUUUGUGGACGACGACGAGGAAAAUGAGGCGGAACAUGAAGAGGAAGAACAGCCAGCACCAGUGGAGAGCGAGCGUCAAUGGCAGAUGGACAUCUUGGAGAAGGUGGUGGGACACAAGAUAACCAGCGCCAAUGGAAAUGAUGGAAAGCCAGCAAAAAGCAAGAAGAUGCUGCGCUUUGAUCCGGCCAAGGAAGACCAUCAGAAAAUGGUGCGACAGAAGCAGCUACCGCCUGAAAAGAUCAAGACGGUCAAGAAUGACGCGGAAACUGUCGUUGGUGGUGGUGGUGGUGAUGCCUCCGCACCUGCUCCUGUCUCCAAGGCGGCCUUCUACAUGGUUACCGACACGCUAAAGGAAUCGCUUAACAUGCGCGGCGAGGGUUUCAGUCUGCUGGACAUGUUCGGCAAAGCUCCUGACGAGGAGGUGGCCAAGCGGCAGGACCAGCUGGAGAAGCUCGGUCCCGAGAAGAUCCUAGUUGGCAAGAACUCCGCCUCGGCCAGCAAACUUCUUGGCCUGGCUGCGAUCAAUCCCUUUAGUUACGAUUCGUCUGAUAGCGAAGACGACGGGGAAAAGGAUGCGCAGGGGAAAGAAGAAUCGCAGCCGCAAGAAGUUGGCAAUGAAAACCAGUUACCCGCAAAGAAAAAGACCAAGCAGAAGAAGCCUAAGAUAAAAAUGGAGUCCUUCUUCAUUCCCAAAAACGAUCCUCGGCUAAAGGAAGCAGCCAAGUUCUUCAAGUCCGCCAAGAAGGAGGUGGAUCAGGCCGACUACGACCAGGUGCGAAACCGGCUUAAGCUGCUUAUUAGCAACAAGAUAGCCAAGACUAAGAAGAACCAGCCCAGCAAGGACAUUAAGCAAAAACGAAACAAGCGGGCGGUGAAAAAUUGAAGCUGAGGCUGGCUCCGAUAUACAAGGUAAUUGUAAGCAUAGGUAUUGUAAAAUAAAACCACUUGUUUGUAAAAUCGUACAUCAUAUUUAUCUAGGUUACAAAAAAAAGAUGUGAAAUUGUGUAUUGUUCCUGCACAAAAUGCAUUUGAGCCCCAUAUCAGCUCCAACUAGAUUGAGUUUAGGCAGAGCCUAUGCUGAGGCUAUGGCUGAGAUUCCCUCCCUGGUCCAUGCACUGAACCUUAAGUUAAUUUAAAACAAAAGAGUAUAUAAUUAUUGGUGGCACAAACAUUGCUAUUCCGGCAAUAUUCCAUAUUAAGUUUCUCUUGUCCGCUGGCUCGGCUUGGCUCAUCCAUCUCCUAAGUAAGCGUGGCAAUCUCAAUUAAAAUUCGAGACGUGUCUCGUCUUUGGCACUGUG
Messenger RNA from Drosophila serrata, 2242 nucleotides. RefSeq names its product putative RNA-binding protein CG14230. Gene Ontology annotation, molecular function: RNA binding. The record is from RefSeq and is a predicted model, not a curated record. NCBI's taxonomy places the organism in Eukaryota, Metazoa, Arthropoda, Insecta, Diptera, Drosophilidae.